AUGGUUGAUGUGAUACACAGUGAGAUAUUGAUCCUUAGAUUGAAAUAUGUAAUGCAUUCUCUGCAAGAUGAAUUUGAAAAUGAUUAUCUUGAACUUAUUCACAAAGAGACAAGCCAAUAUAUUGUGAAAACAGGCAUGAGGUUGGAGCUUACACUUUGGAAUAUAUUAUUAAACUACUUUGUUUUCUCCCUUCAGGUUUCAUGUGUAGCCUGUGGUCAGAAUACUACCUAUGGGCUGACUACAGAGGGACAUGUCCUAGCAUGGGGUGACAACAAGUGGGGCCAACUUGCUCAUGAUCCUAGGAAUGUAGCCUACUUCACCUGCCCACUGACUAUCCCCCAUAACUACUUUGGUGGGGAGCGUGUGGUUUGGCUGCGGGUGGGCUGGACUCACUGUGUUGUGGGCGUGGCCUCGGGUGCUGUCUAUGUGUGGGGCAGAGCAGACUAUGGGCAGCUUGGCCCCUUGGAGGAUGAGCAACAAGACUCCAGCUCAGACACGACCGGUAAUGAAGUUCCUCAGAAGCGUUGCAGAUAUAUACCAAGCUGCUUAAGGUUCAAGAAGCGUGUUAAAGGAGUAGCUUGUGGUUCAGAACACAACCUAGCUAUGAUUGAAGGACCUGGGGAUAGCAUCUCCCUCUUCACUUGGGGUUGGAAUGAACACGGAAAUUGCGGAGAUGGAACAACAACUAAUGCCCUGCGCCCUGCAAAGAUUCAGGUGCCUGGGAAUCUGCAGGUUAUUGGGGCAGGGUCAGGACAUUCUUUUGCCCUUGUUAAACUUUUUUGACAUUGCUAAAUGUAAGAAAGAUAGAUGCUUGUAUUUUUAAAAUGUUUGGAGGCAUGAUUACUUUUUAUCAACAACAAAAGUUGAGCCUAGUAGAAGCAGACCAAAUAUAAGAAAGUUGUAGUAGGACAGAUAAAGUGCUUCUACAUACUGAAAACCCACAGUUUAUAUAAUGUCUUCUCUGUGUGACGAAUAUAUUUAGUUUUUAUUAUUAAGGAACGAGUGUGCAAAAUCCCAGUGCAAAAGUGAAUCUUUCCUUGAAGAAAAAAGAAAAAAUGAAAAGGACAGAGAAAGAGUAAUAUCCACUUACUGAAAGAGUUUCAAGGAAAGCCUGAGAAGCAAAAAACUUACUUGGAAUACCAAUAUUGUAAGAGAUUUAGUAGAUUAUAAGAGAUAUAUUGCAGCUUUACUGUUAACUUUACCAGGCAGACUCCAAAUAACAAAUAAGGUUUAUGUUGCUUUACAACAUGUAUUUGAUUAGUGAGUGAAAAAUACAAGACAGCUUUAUGCAUUUUAUAAAACCUAUAAGAAUGUACUCCUGAAAUGAAUGACAAUCAACAACAUACCCAUCAUCAGUCUAACAGAUAAUUUGUACUUUUUUUUUAAUAGAAACGUCAAUAGUGCUGCUGUUUACAACCUAGUUCCAGUAAUGUAGUUGCAGAGAUUUAAGAAAUUUUACAGUGAAAUAAAUGCACCAAAGUUAUUAAAGCCUUGUCAGCCAUGAGUCUUUCCAUAUGAUAUAGAGAAACAGUAAGUGAUGUAUAGUAACAUGAUUUGGUUGAAAAUACUUUUAUUGUUGUUACAGUCAUUCUUUAAUUUUUAAAAAGAACCAUCUCUCCUCUUAUAGAAGUCUUCGUAAAGAGAUAAUUGUUGUUAUUGAGCAGCUUCUAGCCAUCAACAAGAGUUUGAGAUAAUCUGAUGCUUCUGGUUUUUAGUUGGCUUGUGCAGUGUGCAUUGCUGUUUUUUAUAUAUAUGUAUAUUCUAGUAUCCCAAAAAGUGCUUUAUGAAAGAGCCAAGUAUCUGAUAUUUUGUAUUUUGGAAUAGUUUUCAAAUUUGUUACUUUUUUUGUAGUUUUUGAAGCUCACACAUAUUUGGAUGGCAAAAAGGGACAAAAUGCUAAUGUUGCAAAAUUAUAUGUGUAACAAGAAAUGUGUGAUAAUAAGUUUCCUAAAAAAAAAAAUCUUUUAAAAGUUUGGGGGUUUCAUAACAUGCUGCCUGGGGACUUCUGAGUGAGUGCUCAAAGAACAUUUGUAUUUGAUUCAGUGAUGCAUAUCCCAGAGUGUUCACUGUGAAUGGUCCUUGCACUGUAAUUCUAAUGAUUCUGAUAAGUUAGUAAUUUCAAAUCAGUCUUACCUGUCUUUGAUAAUGAAGAUAAGUUAACAUAAUUUAGACAAUCAAAAGCUGUUGUUUUCAGAUCAUGUAAAAUCCACACAUAUGAAUCAAGUGGUUUACUCAAAAUAUCAGAAGAGGAAAAGAAAAUGAUAAGACUUUGUAGCUUCAAAUAGUAGUGCUGUUAAAUACUGAUGCAUGUACUCAGGUUUUAAUGACUUUCAUGGUCAUCCUUAAAGUGAACAUUUUUCAAUACUGAUACAUUAUGUGUAUUGUUCAUAGGAAUAUCUUUUUUAUUUAAUUGUAAACUCACUAGCAGUGAUUCAUUUAAAUUCUUAGUGACAUAAAAACAAAAUAAUUGAGUUCAUACUUACUCCAAAAUUUAGAUGAGGUGAGGUACUUUGCCAUGGGUAUAGGAUUCGUGUGAAUCAAUUUUUGCAGACGUCUGGUAACAGGGAAAUAAAAGUUCUGGAACUGAAAUUAUAUCCAUGACACUUUUUUGCAAUCUGUGAAUAUAUAUCUCUUUAUGUGGAGGUUAGUUAUGAAGGGACAUCUCCAAACAAAACAGCUUUUGAGUAUUAUUUUGUGAUGCAAUUGUAGUUUGCAUGAUAAAGUAUCAUAAUCAUGUCUGUUGGAGAGCUAUAAAUGUUGCUUGUAUAUUACUUCUUUGGACUGUGAAUUGGAUCAUUAAUUGUGAAUCUCAUUCUGAGUGUCAAGUUUGAGGAAAGGCCAUACGACUGGAAUGAUAAUUAAGUUCCACCUAGCAUUGCUUAGCAGAUUGUGUUGAAUAUGUUUUUAACAUUUCUUCAGUUUUCCAGAAAUGUUAAGAGUGUUAAGCCAGCUUGGGACAGUAUUUCUGUCUGCAGUAUUUCUUUAUUUCCUUAUGAAAUGCAAAGAUUGCCUGUAAACAGGAUGUUUCCAAGUAUUUUUAGGAAGUAAUAUAUACUCUUGCUCAGGUUUAAAAUUUUCUCAUAGUAGGGUUGGCAUCAGUGGCAAUACCAGAUUAUUUUAAAGAAUAGAAUUGAUUUAUAUUCUUUGAAGUUGCAAUGCAUUUUACAGGAACUGACAUCAUAUUGUGAAAUGCCAUAAUUAAUCUGGGAAACUGUCAGAAUUGUGAUGUGUUCUGCCAAUAUGGGAUUGCAUACCAAUAUGCUUAUUUUUUACUGUGAUAGAGACAUUAUAUACAUGAGAUAAAAAGCAAGAAAAAGUUAUUGACUCCUGAUUUAUUAUGAAUGUUAUUUAUGCUUUUAGUCAAAGCAGUUUUGAGAUUUCUUUAAUAAGGCAAAUUUGUGUGUCUCUUUUUAAAUUCCUUUUUUAUUAGGUUGUUUUUGUAUAUUUGUAGUAUUGCAGGGUUAUGAUAUUAUAAUGACAAUAUAUACAGGAUUUGAUGGCCUUAUAAUAAUUAAUACUGAGGAAGUGAACAACUUGCUAUCUGCUCUUUCACUUUGGGACAAGAUUUUAUAGAUAAGUCAGAAAUGAUAGAAGCCUGUAUCAAGGAACAGAUUGUGAAUUGAGUUGGAAUACAUUGUUCACACACCAUUUUGCUAAGCAGAGAAAUUAUAUAAGAGCAAAUGGCAGUAAUCUUUUAAAAAGGUCAGUAUAGCUAUAUAGUUUCUUGAGUAGGGUGCUCAAUUUUCUGUUUGUUUUGGUUUUCAUUAAACAUUAUAAUCAAACUAAAGGAGAAUAUAAUAUGUGUAUACUGUAUAGACUAGAAAUUUGCAAGCCGAGUGUAUAGGUAAAAGAAUAAGAUGCUUUUUGUAUUGCUUCGCACAGUGCCAUUAUAUGAGAGUUCUGAGAGGUUUAUAUAGUACCAUUGUAUUUAGCCAAGAAUGCUGCUUGUAUAUACAUUUUCA
Messenger RNA from Penaeus monodon (black tiger shrimp), 3962 nucleotides. Its product is annotated as secretion-regulating guanine nucleotide exchange factor-like. The record is from RefSeq and is a predicted model, not a curated record. The coding region runs from base 1 to 783 and encodes 260 amino acids. Lineage: Eukaryota; Metazoa; Arthropoda; Malacostraca; Decapoda; Penaeidae. The transcript has 6 exons.